CGUCAAUGCGGCUGACCUGCGACCAAGGCCCAGUUGUGUCAGGACGACGUUGCAUCUACAGUGGCUGCGGAGACAACGCUUCUAUUCUUGUUCCGCUGAAGCCGUUAGUUCGUACAAGAUCUGGUUUGAGGAUGAGCAGUGAUCCAAGCUUGCCAUCGUCGCGGGGGAAGCCUCUGAAUUGGAUACUAUGUCAUUUCCCUUGACUUUUGAUGAUCAGGUUCUGAUGUACAGCGAGUGGAGAAGUGAUUGUCAUCGAUCAGAUAUUCUGCAGGUUGUGCCUGGAAACUGGAAUCGGUGGAUUGAAACUAAUGAACCAAGCACAGCUUUCGUUUUUGGAGUCGUUUCGAUUAGUAAAUGAUGCUGGAUUUGUUGGUGAAGGCGUUCGCGUGCGAAGAGUGGCAGAUAUUCUGAAUACAUCACUUGGAAGUGGCGGCGGAUUUUUUGGUAGAGUAAGAGUUGGAAAGGUAGAAUUAAUCAUUGAUGUUUGUGGAAUGCGGGUAUUGCAAUCCACGAAGACGGCAACGCAGGGCAGGCAGAACUAAGAGCUGUGGAAGUGCACAGGAAAAUUUUGGUGAAUCAGAGGGAUUACAAUGGAACAAGUGUGAUUUUUUCAUUUUGUUUCCUUUCAGCGCAGUGUCGAACAGGAAGGCGGAAUCCAUUUCGGUUAUUCUAACCGACGCAUGUUAUUCCACUUCAUAUGCAAAGAGAUUCCGCCAAUGUGACCUUCAACAGGCACAGGAGCCCUUGGCGAAGGCGACUUGGGGGAUGACUGGCAGCUUAGCACUAGCAUUGCGUUGAUGAGGGUCAGCGUCGAGAGGUUUAGACAUGGGCGGGGAGGGAGCCGCCUCAAAGACAGACUAGCAGGCCUCAUUCUUCUCUAGUUCGCUCUCAUGUGAUCCUCUUCGAAGAACCGCUACGCUGAAAAGGUUAGCCUUUAGCAAGAGCGGUUGAGGUGCAGAAUUGUGCUCAAUAAUACGCAUGCUUUGUUACGAUUCAAUCAAUCAUUUUGAAAUAAAUCUCAUAGCUUAGAGUCGGUAUAGAUUGCUGAGUGAAGUAUCUUCUUCCUCUUUCAGCAUUUAGUUGGUUUUUGGAAUGUUGCGAAUAGGGCGAUGGAUGGGCAGGUUGUGGUCAGUGCUAGUUUUAGUGGCUCUGAUUUGGAGCUUCCCUUCUUCUUCGGCUACACCUGAAGCCGACGCACUUGUUAAGGUGGCAUCAUCAUGGGGGCAGCUCUUUCCGACAUGGAUGGGGUCCGACCCCUGCGUGAAUUGGGAACGGGUGACUUGCUCGAUGGGGCAAGUCGUGGAGUUCUCUGUAUUUUGCGCAGGAAUUUGAGCGCCGCUGGAUUGUCAGGGCCGGUUCCUCCAGAAAUUGGUCGUCUUACUUCGUUGAGAAAGUUGGAUCUCAGCAACAACGCGAUCAGCGGCCCUAUCCCGUCGCAACUGGCGCUUCUGCAAAAUCUUCAAAUGCUGAGCUUUUAUCGAAAUCCUUUGAAUUCACCAUUCUCAAUGGAAAUUUUGCAACUGAGGAACCUGACUGAGCUGAGGUACGAUGUUGCAGGAAUUACUGGUCCCAUUCCGGAGUCUAUUUCAAAUCUUCAGAAGCUGGAAAUAUUGUUUCUAGGUAACAAUUCAAUUGUUGGACCAUUGCCAGCUAAGAGCCUUGGAUCACUCGUGAACUUAAAACAACUGACUUUGUGGGGAGGCCAAAUGAAAUCCCCAAUUCCACCAGAGUUCGGCAACUUGGUGAACCUACAAUACUUGAAUCUGCACACUUGUACCCUUUGGGGAGGGCUUCCACGAUCGUGGUCGAAUAUGAGGAACAUAAGUAAAAUGCUAAUAUAUAAUAAUGACUUAACGGGAUACAUUCCAGACUCCUGGCAGUCUUUGACUACAUUAAGAGAAUUGCACAUUGGCCAAAAUGCUCUCUCUGGUCCUUUCCCAGAAUGGAUAGUGAAUAUUCCCAUUGCAAAACUGGAGAUGUCAAGAAAUUCUUUUCAAGGACCACUUCCUACGUUUACCCCAACUAUGCCUCUAGUGAAUGCAACUCAGACGAAUAUAAGCCUAUAUUGUAACUAUUUCAAUGGGAGUUAUCCUACGUUUGAAUUGGGAGGCCUUGUAAAUGUUACAGGCAAUUGUUUCACCAAUGUGCCAACGAGGGAGACGGACAACACUAGGAAUGUCUGUAAUCGACAGUUUUUCUGCAGAGAUUUCUACAUGAGGUUGGACAAUGGCUGUGCUCCUUGUCCAGCUGGAAAUUACAUUUAUGAUGACUUGUCAAUUUGCACUUGCAAGCCUGCAGAUUAUGUUGAGCCAUUUGUUGAACAGGUAAAUAGAUUCCCAUAUGAGGCAGUGAUUGGCGGUAUGGUUGGAUCACUUUCAAUGGUGUUGGUGGUGGUCGGUCUUUGUAGAUGGGACCCCAUACAUAAGCGUCUCCCGUUCGAUCCCUUUGCGUUGUUUACUAUAAACGAAGAGGAUUAUGAAUGGGAUGUUCCAAAAGGCGUUCAUAGAUUCACCAUAGCAGAGCUUGUCAAGGCAACAGGGAAUUUUGAUAAGCAGCAUGAAAUUGGAGCAGGUGGUUUUGGAAAAGUGUUUUUUGGAACUCUAGCGGAUGGCAAGACUGUGGCUAUCAAGAGGGCAUCAAGUACAAGUUUUCAGGGCCAUGUUGAGUUUAGAAAUGAGGUCAACUUGCUCAGCCGAUUGCAUCAUCGUCAUCUUGUUCGCUUGGAGGGGUUUUGUGAAGAUCAAAAUCUUCAGAUACUAGUGUACGAAUACAUGAAGAAUGGUAAUUUGGGCGAGCAAAUAGCACGAUUGAAAGAAGGGAAGGUUAUGGGGUGGUACAAGCGCUUGGAAAUCGCUGUUGGUGUUGCUCAAGGCUUGGAUUACCUACAUUCAUUUGCGGAUCCUCCUGUCAUACACAGAGAUAUAAAGCCCACUAACAUUCUCCUCGACGAGCAUAUGGUAGCCAAAGUUGCGGACUUCGGCAUUUCAAAGGCUACGCUAGAGUUGGAUACUCAUAUUUCGACCAGGCCUGCUGGCACUGCUGGAUAUUUAGAUCCAGAGUACAUGCUAAGGCGGCAGUUAACCACUGCAAGUGACGUUUACGGCUACGGUGUGUUAUUGUUGGAGAUCAUCACUGGACAACAGGCAAUCGAUCAUAGCCGGAAAGAAGAAUUCAAUCUAGUUGAAUGGGUAAAACCAAGAUUCCGUGACAGAGGACUUGAGGCAAUUGUGGACGAGGCUUUGGGUGAGGACUAUGACAAGGAGGUAUUCACCAACAUGACUAAUGUUGCAUUGAUGUGCGCAUCGUUCAGCAAGAACGAUAGGCCAACUAUGAAGGAUGUAGUGAGCUAUCUAGAGCCACAUCUUCGAGGGGUUCAACUGAGCCGCACAAACUCAGAAACAGAAGCUCAUUCCAGAAGAAGUAUGCUCCAAGCAAGCGACUUGGAACGAAUUGUGGCAUCAGGACGGCAUUCCGGAGUCCUCUUGAGGAGCAUGCGAUUCAUGACGACAGUGCCCUUGCACACACCUGCUACCAGUUUUGUCAGUGCGUCCAGCACGGAGGUGGAUGCCACUGGUAUCGCUUCAACAUUGCUGCCCAGAUAGAUAACCAAGCUGCUUCAUUCAACGGCACUCGCAAACACAAACAUACAACCCACAUUUUUCUAACAUAGUAUUGCAGCCAUUAUCAUGAUAUUGUGUGUGAUCCACAGUUGCGAAGGUAUUGUUCACGGACAAAUCCUUCUAUGCUCUUCUUUAUUUAUGGAUAUACAUGUAUAUUUUGAUCAAUUGCAAGUUCAGUUUUCAAUUGGGUACUUACGGUUAGGAUCCGAAUCAGUGUAACCUAUGAAACAUCUCUUGGGUGGAUAUGAGUAGUGGUAGUAGUAGGAGUUCUUUAAGUGCUGUACAAUUUUUUUGCUCUAAACAAUUUCAUUCGUAUCGUUUUGACACACCAAACAUUUUU
This is a messenger RNA of Physcomitrium patens, 3960 nucleotides long. RefSeq lists its product as uncharacterized. NCBI's taxonomy places the organism in Eukaryota, Viridiplantae, Streptophyta, Bryopsida, Funariales, Funariaceae. The record is from RefSeq and is a predicted model, not a curated record. Gene Ontology annotation, molecular function: protein binding; protein kinase activity; ATP binding. Gene Ontology annotation, biological process: protein phosphorylation.